This is a messenger RNA of Symbiodinium pilosum, 1164 nucleotides long. Lineage: Eukaryota; Dinophyceae; Suessiales; Symbiodiniaceae. The record is from the annotation of a GenBank genome assembly.
AUGGUUGUGCUGAAGAUCAAAGCUUCUGAUGGCCAGUUCUUCCGCUUCCGCACUGCGGAAUGCACAAUGGAUGAAGUCGUGCAACAGCUGGCCUCAGUAGGAACGAGCAGAAAUGCCGCGGUAGUCCUGCCGGAUGGUUCGCGGAGGACUCUUUCACAGGAUGCACUUCGAGCUGCUGUUCGAGCUGCUGCUGAUGCUGCAGGUGAUGAUGAGCUUGAUGCUGCAGGUGCCGAGCAGGUUGUGAGGCUGGAGGUGGUUGAGGAGGAGGAUGAAGCUCUCCUAUCACCUUUGGCCUCUGGAAGCCCUAUUGCCUCGGAGUACACAGAGAGCAUGGAGCUUGGCCCUGCUGCCAGUACAGCAAGCACGGAGCCUGCUUUCGUCCAUCCGGUGAGCGCAGACGGUGACAGCCCCCAUGAGCUUCCAAGACCUUCGGCGCCAGUGCUGAUACAAGAAGCACAUCCUCCUGUGCAUGCCCAAUGGGUGCAACAGAACACUGAACCGUUGCCCGUGUACGCUCAGGUGGCCGAAGGCUUUUACCCGCAGCAGCAGGCAUUUCACGAGCAUGUGUCUCAGCAUCAGCAAGCUUUCCUGCAGCACGUCUACCAUCACCAGCAGGCGGUGCAAGAACACAUGGCUCAGCAGCGUCACGCCAUUCAUCAGCAUCAGCAGGCAAUCAGGGAGCACGUGCGUCAGCAGCGGGAGGCCGUCCGGGAGCAAGCACUCCGGCAGAGGGAGGCGAUUCGAGAACAUGCUCGUCAGCAGCAGUGUGCUUUCCAACAACAUAUGCAGCAGCAUGUCGCGGGCCUGCAACCCUUUCUGCAGAAUCUUCCGCAGCAGCUACAUCAAGUCCACCAGGACGUGCAGAAUCACGUGCAAGCACACUUGCACAAUAUGUUCGGCAGCAAUGCGCAGAGCAAUGUGCCGCCUGCCGGGGCAAACCAUGCUGACUGGACGGAGUCCAUGGGUCCUGCGGAGGGACCUAACAUGUAUGUGCAUCCUCUACACCUGGAUGGGCAGCGCCGGCACCUCAAACGGUGGAUGCUCACCGGCUCCAUCCACCUGAACAACAGCGACCUCAUCCUUGAAGACAGCAUGGUGACAGGCAGCUUGCACCUCAUGGGGCAUUCCCGUGUUCUCCUACGACGCGGAAUGUUGACCGGGAGC